Molecule: messenger RNA, 2820 nt
Organism: Contarinia nasturtii (swede midge)
Lineage: Eukaryota; Metazoa; Arthropoda; Insecta; Diptera; Cecidomyiidae
Gene: tap
Product: basic helix-loop-helix neural transcription factor TAP
Exons: 1
Coding region: 402-1490 (362 amino acids)
Molecular function (GO): protein dimerization activity
Source: RefSeq, a predicted model, not a curated record
CUGUGUGAAACAACCCUCCGAAUAGAGAUAGGCUGUCCCACAGAGUCGGCUAACGAUUCAGUUACCCAGUCGUCAUAAACGCCACACAUAAUUCGUACGCUCAAAAUAUUCAUCGACGUCGACGAAGAACGAGUCAAACGAUCGUCGAAUAUCGUUUGUAGUAAACAAUGUCGAUUCCAACGCAUAUUUUGCACAUCGAUCGACAAUUUUUCUUAGUUUUGUGUUUGUAAUUGCUUUUUUUUGUGUAUUUUCUUUUAAUCGCAUCGAUUCAGUGUUUGUAUUACAUUGUGAAUUUUAAACUGUAUUUCGGCGAAAUUAUUCGAUUUAAUAUUAACAAAACGACAUUAAUGUGUGAAUAAGCAAAAAGAAAACAGUGUUAAAAAACAAACAAACAAAAAAACAUGUCUUCGUGCUAUAGUGGAUUUUCAUCGUCUUUGGACGAUUUUGAGUGUUCGUCAACGGACAGUGGAUUUGAAAAAAGCUACGAAAGUAUUUCCGGCAUAAGUGCUCACAAUCUAAGCUACAAUCAACUAAACAUCACUGGAAAUUCGGAAACAGAUCUUAUGCCAAAGAUUUUGAAUCCAAUAAUGUCACACACGGCAUUGGAUGAAUUCACACCAAUGCUUGGCAUGCAAACAUCCACACCGCUCAAAGCAAAAAAUAAUCAAGUGAAAAAUAGCAAGAGUGAUAAAAAUGGUACGGCCGCUCGACCAAAACGAAAAUAUGCGGUGGGCAAAAAUCGAAUGACCCGAUCACGUAGUCCAUCGCAAGUCAUGCGCAUCAAACGUACACGACGUAUAAAAGCAAAUGAUCGUGAACGUAAUCGAAUGCAUACAUUGAACGAGGCACUGGAGAGGCUGCGUUUAGCUCUGCCCACAUUUCCCGAAGACACAAAACUAACGAAAAUUGAAACGCUACGUUUUGCUCAUAACUAUAUAUUUGCGAUGGAACAAGUGCUUCAACACGAACAAGAAAUAAAUCUUGAUUUGGAAAAACUGCAAAGCAUCACACUCAGCGGUGAACCAUUUACCAAAGAACUAUUCGAAGCAAUGUUUGUUCAUCCAAAUUCAUGUGAAUUGAAUGGAUUUACAUCGUGCGAUUUCUACAGCAGCAUGCAACAGUAUCAUACCAUUCAACAACCGGCCAACUACACCAAUGAUCCAUCGUUUUCCAAGCAAAAUUAUGACAUUUUCCGCGGAGCAUUUGAAACGGCGAUGAAUCAAGGACCAAGCUAUCAAUCACCGCCACCAUCCAAUCAACAUCCGACCAACUUUGGCACAAACGGCGAUAGCUUUAACAACAACAAUAAUAAUAACAACAAUAACAAUCCACAAUUUGGUAUGGUAAAUGUGCAAAGUCGCCGUUAUCAACAGCAACCACAUCGAACACCAAAUUUCCAUCAAAAUAGCAGCUUUUACACGCAUACACCACCAUGGAAGGACUAUAAUGAACAAAUGACCAACACAUUUGCACCAUAUCCAGCAUUAUAGCGAACUAGGUAUAUAGAUUUCAUUUAGGUGUAAAACUGUCAUCCUUCGAAGAACCAACACCAACAUUUUUGGGUCAGUGAGUUGUAGAGAAAAGGUUUGUCGCUAAUUUUUCCAUUUCAAGAAAAAAACUCUUUUGUUUGAGUUUUUACACAUUUGAAGAAUGGAUUUUGUUAUGGUUGAUUUUUAUUAACGAUAUUUACUUGGAUUUUACACAAAAUCAACUUUUAACCAAAAUCCACUCGAAAAUAUUAGACACAAAAGGUUUCUCUAGGAAAUUUCCAAUUUCGAUUCUUUUUAAAAAUGUAAUAAUGAAGAAAUUGAAAAAAUGUUCGGAAUAUUGAAAUGUCUAAAUUCGGAACACCAAUUCAAAACGAAUAAGAAAAUGUUUAGUUUUGAGGUAGUUUUAAACCAAUGGCCCAAAAACUGGUUCUAGUCACAUUUCAAAACAGUUUAAAAAGCAAAAUCAGAGAAGAAAAAAAUAUGUUUAAUUUUGAAAUCAAAGGCAAUAUUUAUUGUAAUUGGGGAUCGAUUUGAUAAAUGCUUUAAUUUUUCGAUUUUAGUUCUGUGAUGGAAAUAUACAUCACUUUCUACGGGUAAUUUUCAUUAAAUUUUACAAUAAUUUCUUCGUUUCAAUAGUCCAUUAUCAUCUUCAGUUUCGAUCCAUUUUCCAAUUGAUUUUUUUGAGGUUUUUUUUUCUAAAAGAAAAGAGCGAAUUUAAACAAACAGAGAAGAAACGAAUUUUACAAUCAACCAACUAAAUUUGAAAUGUAAGUGAUUUUCAAUAAGAAUACACACGUUGAAAAGUUGAAAUUUUACGAUUACAUUUUAUGUGAUAUGAAAAACGAUUGUUUUCUGUAAUGAAAGAAGACAAAAAUGUGCUCAUAAAAUUUCACAAAUUUUACACUUCACAAAACACAUGCUUUCAAAUAUUUCAUGAGCAAAAGAGAUGGAAAAUCUCUAAAAUAUUUGAUUGUGUUUGUUUUGGUGGAUGAUCUAUACUUUUCAAAUGAAAUUCAAAGUACAAACAAAAAAAAAACCAUUUAAAUUUCAUUUAAAAUGUAUUGUCACAAAAUGCGCAACACAUAGUCUUACAAUAAAUGAAUGCCUUUUGAUAGAUUUUAAGGGAAACAAAUACAAACAAAUUCUUUUUUACCUAUAUAUAUUUACAAACUGCAAAGACACUUGUUCUUAUUGAAAAUGCUCAAUUAUUGAAAAUUAAAACAAAUAAAUCGAAAAUUCUAUUUACAAAUUGCACCAAAAAACAAAGAUAUACAAUGUUACUAAUGUCAUAAUAAGGAAAAUUCUUCUAAAAAAAGUGAGUAGUAAAUAC